Protopolystoma xenopodis is the source of this 543-nucleotide messenger RNA. The record is from the annotation of a GenBank genome assembly. NCBI's taxonomy places the organism in Eukaryota, Metazoa, Platyhelminthes, Monogenea, Polystomatidea, Polystomatidae.
AUGCGUCGAGUUCGAGAGCUACGCUUCUUCCCUCCAGUCCUUCGGCCGAGAAUUAGUCCCUACACCUCUCGCAGUCCGUCUGGCCUGCCUAACGCGCAAUCCGAGCUGGAUGGCCAGUUUUCAAGCAAAUUGGGUGACUUUCGUGGCAAUAUAAGUCACUUCUUUCAUGGGCAGUCCCUUAGAAGAUGCCUCGAGGAUGCGACCAUUGUUCUUCCCACGCUGGGCAGAAAACUUGUCCUGCAACGCCUCCUCAACCCACAGGGAGACUGCCAAAUGCCAAAUGAUGUUGGCCCGAGAAGAGAAGGGCAUGAGCGAUGGUACCAACUUGUUAGCGGUGAUUUACACAUCUUUGCUUAUCCACUCGGGCGUCAUUGUAUCGGUGGUCGAGACUAUUGCGUCCGGGGUGUAAAGCGGACAACGGGGAAUAUGGCUGUACGCCUUGGCAGUGGAUUCGACGCGGAACAGAGCAAGAUGCACUUCAUUCUGGAGAGUAUACGUCACAAUUUCCAUCACACUCACCCUCUGUACUCUGGCAUCUUGUAA